Messenger RNA from Trichechus manatus latirostris (Florida manatee), 2539 nucleotides. It is a transcript of the gene COMMD10, whose product is annotated as COMM domain containing 10. The record is from RefSeq and is a predicted model, not a curated record. The transcript has 6 exons. The coding region runs from base 33 to 593 and encodes 186 amino acids. NCBI's taxonomy places the organism in Eukaryota, Metazoa, Chordata, Mammalia, Sirenia, Trichechidae.
GACAGGCGGCGGCGGGCAAGUAAGCUGGGAGGAUGGCGACGUCCGCUGCGCUGAUCCUGCGGGAGACCCCCAGCAUGAAAAAAGCAGUGUCACUGAUAAAUGCAAUGGAUAUAGGAAGAUUUCCACGGUUGCUCACCCGAAUUCUUCAAAAACUUCACCUGAAGGCUGAGAGCAGUUUCAGUGAAGAAGAAGAAGAAAAACUUCAAGCUGCAUUUUCUCUAGAGAAACAAGACCUUCACCUAGUUCUUCAAACAAUAUCAUUCAUUUUAGAACAGGCAGUGUAUCACAAUGUGAAGCCAGCAGUUUUGCAGCAGCAGUUAGAGAACAUUCAUCUUAGACAAGACAAAGCAGAAGCAUUUGUCAGUGCUUGGUCUACAGUGGGUCAAGACGCAGUUGAAAAGUUCAGGCAGAGGAUUCUGGCUCCCCACAAGCUAGAGACGGUUGAAUGGCAGCUUAAUCUUCAAAUGGCUCACUCUGCUCAAGCAAAACUAAAAUCUCCUCAAGCUGUGUUACAACUAGGAGUGAGCAAUGAAGAUUCAAAGGUGAAUAAAGACCAAGUGUUGUGCUUUGGAUGGCUGCUUGCAAGUAUUUAACACCCCACGCACUAUGCAACAAACUAGAAUGUAGAACAGAAGCACUAAACAUGUUACUAGGCCUAUUAACUGGAAUAUCCUGUGAAACCAUGACCCUAAACUUCCAAACCAAGGAACCAAAUCCAUGAGGUUUUUGGUUGUACAUAAGCAGCCUCAGGAACUUUUUUUUUUAAGUCAUUGUUGGAAAUAAUAUGUAUCACACGACUUUUGCCAAUUCAACUUUUUACAGGUGUACAGCUUAUUGACAACACUGAAAGUAAUCAGCUGUGCAACCCUACCCUUAAUCAUUGCAAUUUUUCUGUCACUGUAAACCAAAACAAAGUACUCCAUAAAUAUUUUGUGUUUUUAAAAAUUGUUUUGUUGAUAUUAUCUGGAGUUUAUAUAAAUUUUGCUUGUACUCAAUAACUGUGCUGUUGUGAUUGUUACGAUUAAUCACAGCAUAUAGCUGACAAAUUACGUAUACUGGACAGAGAAGAAAAGUAAUGUUAAGUAAAUUUAUAGAAAGAAAUAUUUUGUUCAUAAAUUUCAUUUUCAAGGGAUAUUGGUUUUAUCUUUUAUUCUUUUCUAAAAUUGCACAAGUAAUUUACAUUAUAGAAAAUAUAAGAAAAUAAAAUUCACCUGAUAUCCCCCUGCUAGGGAUAAUAAUUUUUGAAAGACAUAUUUAAUUGCUAUAUAGUGUCUUUCCAAAUCUAUCUAUUGUUAGAUUUUUUCCCCCCUCAUAGACCAUUAUAUUGUGAACAUCUUUCAGUGUAAAUAAAUGAACUUCUCAGCAACAUCAUUUUAAGUAGCUGUAUAGUAUUCUGUUAUUUGUGUGUCAUCUUCUUUCCUUAUUUCUCUUUUGGUAAAUAUGUGUUUUUCCUUCUACUAAUUCUUCAGCAAUACAUUUGGUUUUAAAUCUAUAUUUAAACCAUCUGAUAGAUACUAACAUGUUGGCUAAUUAAAGUCAGGAAUGUAAAUCUUGGAAAUGCUGUCCAUAUAAAUCCUGUUAGAAAGAAUUCUGGUAACUGCGAAGGUAGUUAUUUUUUAUUGCAGGGUUCACAGCUUAUUAUUGCAGGGUUAACAGCCUUUUCCAGGGAUUAACAUGUUUGGACAUAUAGUUUGGAAUGUCUUCUAAAACUGUGUAUAUGCUUAUGAAUUCAUGAAGUUCUCAAACCAAGAGAUAUUGCUCCCUCCCCUUCUAACCUUUCCCUUCCUCUCUUGUUUAUGAUGAAAUAGAAAUGCAUCUUCUUUUAGACAUACCUCCUUUUAUGUUGAAGAGUUCCAGUCCAUACAACUUAAAAGGGUUAUUUUAUCCAAAUUUAAAAUGCUGCCACUUCCUUGGUGAGGGCAACACCAUAAAUACCCCAGAACAACUCACUUGUAAUUCUAGGCAAUAAAAAAGAAUAGAAUUUAUGGAAUGAACAAAGGCUUAUGAAAUUUUCCAGGCAAAAGAGACUUCAGAAAUCCUUCAGCUCUCUAAGUUUACUGAUGAGAAAAUCAGGCCUGGUAAGAUUCAGUGAUCUGUAAGUUAACAGCCAGACAAGAAGCCAGCCUGACAGUAAAGGAGGAAAUACUGGACUUGGAGUAAGAAGACUGAGUUUAAAUUCUUGGACUGAAUCAUUCUGAGGCACAUUUCCCAAUUUGAAAAUGUGGCUAGAAAUACCUUCGUCAUAGGAUUGUUGAUAGGUGAUAUCUGUUUAAUGCCUAUUACGAUGACUCUCACAUAGUAGGCACCUAAUGUUAAUAUUAAUUGAAUUUGCAUUUGUAAUGCUAUCGUUUUAACAUUACGUUAGGAACACAAUUAUUCUGGAAAAUAUUUUUUUAGGAAAAUAUUAAUUUGGAAAAUAGUUGAAUACUGGCUUGGUUGCUCAUCUAAUAGUUUGCUCUUUAAAAAAAAAUAUAUCAUUCAGUAGAAUUACCAUAUGACCCAGCAAUUCCACUCUUAGGUAUAUACCCAAAAGACCUGA